AGUGAUACCCAGGCACUCAGCAGAAGCAAUAGGACCGGCAGGAGCAGCAGCUGCAGCCCAUACCAUGGCAAAUGAAGUGAAAGUCAUCCUCUUGCCUCUGAAAGGGGGCCAUCCUCCUGCAGUCAAAGCCGGAAGAAUGCGAGUUUCCAAAAAACAAGAAACUGCAGUUGUGGAGAGAAAUGCCAAAAAGGGGGGACUAGAGAAGACUAGUGCUCUUGCCAAUGUUGCUAAAAUGCAAAGUAUGGUUAUAUUGAAUGAUACUCUAGAGAAGAUCAGCCACAAAUUUCCAGCGGCAGUCCAAGUGGCUCAUCAGAAACCAAGACCUGGCCUGGAAAAGACUGUCCCACCAAAAAAGAUCUAUAUCAUUCAACAGCCUCGCAAAUGCUGAGCUGUGAAGUAUAAUACAGAUGUCUCUCUGACAGCAUGAAGCAUUUGUUCCCAAAGAUCAUAUCUAUCUCACUUUUUAACAAUGACAUUUUCCACAGAUUUAAGUAUACAAGUUUGUUUAAAAAAGUGUUUUUUGGAACUACCUUUUAACUUUGGACAACAAAGUAUUUGCGAAUGUAAAUCCAGUGCUUUUUUUUGUGCUUUGGGUUAUGUCAUAGUUUUGUACUCUAAUAAAACU
Dromiciops gliroides (monito del monte) is the source of this 625-nucleotide messenger RNA. RefSeq names its product death associated protein like 1 (gene DAPL1). The transcript is spliced from 4 exons. The record is from RefSeq and is a predicted model, not a curated record. Lineage: Eukaryota; Metazoa; Chordata; Mammalia; Microbiotheria; Microbiotheriidae. Gene Ontology annotation, molecular function: death domain binding. The coding region runs from base 65 to 388 and encodes 107 amino acids. Gene Ontology annotation, biological process: apoptotic signaling pathway; cellular response to amino acid starvation; negative regulation of autophagy.